Drosophila erecta is the source of this 1834-nucleotide messenger RNA. RefSeq lists its product as uncharacterized. The record is from RefSeq and is a predicted model, not a curated record. The coding region runs from base 242 to 1156 and encodes 304 amino acids. Gene Ontology annotation, molecular function: acyltransferase activity, transferring groups other than amino-acyl groups. Lineage: Eukaryota; Metazoa; Arthropoda; Insecta; Diptera; Drosophilidae. The transcript is spliced from 2 exons.
CCCCUGAAAAUAGCUACAAAUAUUUAAUGGCGCCCCAGCUGUGCUGCCCGCACUGACUGCAUUUCGCCCCUGGGCAAACGAGAUCUAAUCAGCUGAAUUACAAUUAAGUAGUUGAACUAGCGAAGCGGUGGCGACGUGUUUUCCGCGGCCAGCUCUCUAGUCAUUUGGCGGUGGGCAGGCGGAAGGCACACACAAAACUAAAUCCAAAUCGGAUCGGCGGACAGACAGAUAUAGACAGGCGAUGAGUAGCGAUAAGGACGGUGAUAUCUUGCGGCCACUUAGCGAUAGCGAAGUGGACGAAUUGCUAGAUCUGUACAAAGUUAAGUUCGGGGUAAAGAACUUCCACUACCUGCUGCUGUACAACCAGCGAAAGUGGAAUCGCCAGCUACGCGAGGCUCAGAUAGCGCACAAUGAUCUGAACUACAUAUCGCUGAGGAAGCAGUUCUACACCCAUCGAAGGGGAAACUUCCGGGAGUGGGGCACCUAUGUGAGCCUUCAUCGGGACAUCGUGCAGAGCGUCUCCUUCUUCAGCUGGCAGCCCGAAGGAGCUGCGGAGCUGUGGGAAUGCCUGGAGCAAACGCAGCUCAUCGAGUGGACGCAGGGCGCCCUGCUGACCAACGUGGACCUGGGAUUUUGUGAUCGGGUCAAGGAGCUGGCCGCCAGGCGCGGAGUCACCUCCAUUCAACCUCGCCAGUGCUUCGGGAUGGUGCUGUCGCAUGAGGAUGCCCUAAGCGCAGAAGUUCCAGAGCUGCUCUCCGAGUUCGAUAUCCGGCGGCUGCGGGACGAGGACGCGGCCAUGGUGCACGAUUCCUGGCCCAACAAGGGUGAAGGAUCGCUCACCUAUCUCCGGGCUCUCGUCCGUUUCAACAAGUCCUUGGGCGUCUGCCGCAGCGACACUGGGGAACUGAUUGCCUGGAUCUUCCAGAACGACUUUUCCGGACUGGGCAUGCUGCAAGUGCUGCCCAAGGCGGAGCGCAGAGGACUAGGUGGCCUCCUGGCCGCUGCGAUGACCCGAAGAAUUGCCCGGGGUGAGGAGGUCACCCUCACGGCCUGGAUUGUGGCCACUAACUGGCGGUCGGAGGCGCUGCUCAAGCGGAUCGGGUACCAGAAAGAGGUGGUCAACGAGUGGAUUAAGCUGGUACCGAUUUCUUCAUAGAUUUCUUCAUACCGCUGGAGAUCUGGUGACGGUGCUGGAUUCCGUUGGAUAGUUGGACAACCGGUAAAUAGGUUAGGUCAAGAAGCACUUGGCGAUUUGCAUUUGCUAUGCCUAUGUACAUACAUGGUCAACAAUUUUAUUUUGGCAUUUAACAUGCGCUCACGCUUUCUGAAUACACUUUACGGCUUAAUCAAAUUCAAAAACAAAUUCGAAACUAGCGGGCGGGCAGGGGGGGGAUAUGAAAAUCGGGGACUCAAACUACUUAUUUACACAUUCGGCUCGGCGCCUCCAAAACAAUAUCAAAAAUACCUUUAAUUUACAGCAUUGCUUUGCAUUCUAAGUAUACACACAUAUAUUACGCACUUUUGACUCAAUCGGCCCAACAUCCAAAUUUUACAUUUUCGAUUGAUUAACUAAAGAAUUAGGUUAGGUCAUAAGGUCAGGCAUUUUAAACACCUUGCGUAUGAAUGUGUCGUUUUCUCUCAUAGCGAGAUUUAAAUUGAAAUUUUGCGAAACACUAGAGCAACACUAUAUUGAAAUUAAGACACUUCUUCAGUCACUCCUUUGCAUUAACUACUAAUCAUUAGCCGUAUUGUUUAAGCACCAUCUCAUCUACGUCUUGUUUUCCUAUUUCAAUGCAAUCAUAUAAAAGAAGCAAACUAAAUGUUUCAAAAGUAA